Messenger RNA from Fopius arisanus, 870 nucleotides. RefSeq names its product leucine-rich repeat-containing G-protein coupled receptor 4. Gene Ontology annotation, molecular function: protein binding. Lineage: Eukaryota; Metazoa; Arthropoda; Insecta; Hymenoptera; Braconidae. Gene Ontology annotation, cellular component: extracellular matrix. The transcript has a single exon. The coding region runs from base 1 to 870 and encodes 289 amino acids. The record is from RefSeq and is a predicted model, not a curated record.
AUGGAUCCACUCUGCGUGGACCUUCAUAGAGUCUCUGUUCAGAGUCUCACUGAAUCUUCAACCAAUUGGACCUCCAAAUCCAUCGAUCUGUAUUCAUGCCACCCGCUUGCUGAUACGCCUUUCUCGGUAAACUUGACAAAUAUGUUCAACAAUUUCGAAGAACUCACAUCCAUCAACGUGAUCAACCUGAAACUGCAUGGGCUAUCAAGCCCUUUCGAAAAUCUAUCCACCCUGGAGGAAAUCUACCUUGAUAGAAACCAUCUCAACGAAUUUCCUCGGGAAUUGUUCAGGGGAAUUCCACACUUGACCACGAUUGCUGUGUUUAAUCAGGAGAUCAGGAAUUUAUCCAGGGAUUCAUUCUCGGAAGUUGGAGAUAACCUGCAGAGUCUUCAGCUGCAUAAGAAUCAGAUCGAGUAUAUUGAACCUGGAACUUUUGAUGGCCUCACUCAUCUUGAUGAGUUGAACCUGGAGUUCAAUUUACUGUCGAGCCUACCAGAUGGAAUUUUUAGUGAUCUCAAGAGUCUGGAGGCUCUUUUGCUCAAUGGAAAUUCGAUAACCAGUGACUUCUUUAGUCUUACGAAAGGAUUGCAGAAUUUAUGGCACUGGUCUUUGGAAUAUUCUAGAAAAUCUAAUGGAUCUGAUACGUUUAUUGAGGGCGUGACCUGCAGGGCAGCUUUGCCUAUGAAGAAGGAAGGGUUGCAUCUGUGUGACAUACGAUUUCAGCAUUCUUCUGGCAAUCAGGAGACGAAAUGGGAUGAAGUGAGCAGCAGCGGGCACAUACGGUCCAAGGAUGAUCUAGCUAGGCUUGUAGAUUCUGCCAGAUUCCAACAGCAGAAACAACAUAAACAAUCUGUAAUUCCACUGGAAUAA